Messenger RNA from Oenanthe melanoleuca, 3017 nucleotides. It is a transcript of the gene LOXL3, whose product is annotated as lysyl oxidase like 3. Gene Ontology annotation, cellular component: membrane. Bases 202 to 2523 code for a protein of 773 amino acids. NCBI's taxonomy places the organism in Eukaryota, Metazoa, Chordata, Aves, Passeriformes, Muscicapidae. Gene Ontology annotation, molecular function: copper ion binding; protein-lysine 6-oxidase activity. Gene Ontology annotation, biological process: inflammatory response; peptidyl-lysine oxidation. The transcript has 15 exons. The record is from RefSeq and is a predicted model, not a curated record.
CCGCUCGGCGCGGGCCGGGGCUGCGGGGCGGCCCCGGACACGGGCACGGACACGGCGCGGGGCGGGCCGGGGCGGAGCGCGGCGGCACCGACCGAAACCGCUGGGCUCGGCACGGCAGGAUACGGCACUGCACGGCUCGGCACGGCACAGCUCGGCUCGGCACGGUACGGCACGGCCCUGCGGAACUCGAGCCCCACUGCCAUGGGAGGCUGUGGCUCGUGGGCAUGGCCAGAGCUGCUGGUGCUGCUGGGCAGCGCCUGGCUGUGCGUGGGCAGUGCCCAGCCCACCCCCCCGGGCCCCACACACGCCCCCCAGCCCCAGCUGAGGUUCCGCCUGGCCGGAUACCCCCGCAAGCACAACGAGGGACGAGUGGAGGUUUUCUACAACGACGAGUGGGGCACCAUCUGCGACGACGACUUCACGCUGGGCAACGCCCACGUGCUGUGCCGGCACCUCGGCUUCGUGGCUGCCACCGGCUGGGCCCACAGCGCCAAGUACGGCAAGGGAGUCGGGCGGAUCUGGCUGGACAAUGUGAACUGUGCUGGAAAUGAGAGGAGCAUUGGGGACUGCAAACACCGGGGCUGGGGGAACAGUGACUGCAGCCACGAGGAGGACGCAGGUGUUGUCUGCAAGGACGAACGCAUUCCAGGCUUCAAGGACUCCAAUGUCAUCGAGAGCGAGCAGAGCCACGUGGAGGAGGUGCGGCUGCGGGCGGUGGUGGCCGGGGGGCGGCGGCAGCUGCCGGUGACAGAGGGCAUCGUGGAGGUGCGCUACAAGGACAGCUGGGCACAGAUCUGCGACCAGGGCUGGCACAGCCACAACAGCCGCGUCGUCUGCGGCAUGAUGGGCUUCCCAGCAGAGAAGAAAGUCAACAGGAACUUCUACAAGCUGGCCUCCAAAUCUCAGCCUAAACAAAAGCGCAGGGAGGACGUAGGGCUCAAGAAGAGGCUCUUCACGGAGCGGCAGCAGCUCAACUACCGCCUGCACUCGGUGUCCUGCACGGGGACAGAGGUGCACCUGUCCACGUGCUCCUUCGAGUUCUACCGGGGCAACUCCUCGGCAGCCUGCGGGGCCGGCAUGCCCGCCGUGGUCAGCUGCGUGCCCGGGCCCCUCUUCGCCAAUGCCCACAAGAAGAAACAGCGCCAGCAGCAGCAGCAGCAGGGCCAGCCCCGGAUCCGGCUGAAGGGCGGUGCCAGGGUCGGCGAGGGCCGUGUUGAGGUGCUCAGGAGCAGCGAGUGGGGCACCAUCUGCGACGACCGCUGGAACCUGCAGUCGGCCAGCGUGGUGUGCCGCGAGCUGGGCUUCGGCAGCGCCAAGGAGGCGCUCACCGGGGCACGCAUGGGGCAAGGGACAGGCCCCAUCCACCUGAACGAGGUGCAGUGCCGUGGCACUGAGAAGUCCCUGUGGAACUGCCCCUUCAGGAACAUCACACAGGAGGACUGCAAGCACUCGGAGGACGCAGCUGUUCGCUGCAACAUCCCCUACAUGGGCUACGAGAACCUGAUUCGGCUGAGCGGGGGCCGGAGCCGCUUCGAGGGGCGGGUCGAGGUGGCGGUGGGGGCUGGCGACGGGGAGCAGCCCCGCUGGGGCCUGGUGUGCGGCGAAGGCUGGGGCACGCUCGAGGCCAUGGUGGCCUGUCGCCAGCUGGGUCUGGGAUUCGCUAACCACGGCUUACAAGAGACGUGGUACUGGGACGCCAGCAACGUGACAGAGAUGGUCAUGAGCGGGGUGAAGUGUGCCGGCCACGAGAUGUCCCUGAGCCACUGCCAGCACCACGGUGCCAGCCUGAGCUGCAGGAACACGGGCACGCGCUUCGCUGCGGGCGUCAUCUGCUCCGAGACUGCCUCUGACCUGCUGCUGCACGCGCCGCUGGUGCAGGAGACGGCGUACAUCGAGGAUCGGCCGCUGCACAUGCUGUACUGCGCCGCCGAGGAGAACUGCCUGGCCAGCUCGGCCCGCCUGGCCAACUGGCCCUACGGCCACCGCCGCCUGCUCCGCUUCUCCUCCCAGAUCCACAACCGCGGCCGCGCCGACUUCCGCCCCAAGGCCGGCCGCCACUCCUGGGUCUGGCACGAGUGCCACCGGCACUACCACAGCAUGGACAUCUUCACCCACUACGACAUCCUGACCCCCAAUGGCACCAAGGUGGCCGAGGGACACAAGGCCAGCUUCUGCCUGGAGGACACUGAGUGCGAGGAAGACGUGGCCAAGAGGUACGAGUGUGCCAACUUUGGGGAGCAGGGCAUCACCGUGGGCUGCUGGGACCUGUACCGGCACGACAUCGACUGCCAGUGGAUUGAUAUCACUGAUGUCAAGCCAGGCAACUACAUCCUGCAGGUCGUGAUCAACCCCAACUUCGAGGUGGCAGAAAGUGACUUCACCAACAAUGCCAUGAAAUGCAACUGCAAGUACGACGGGCACCGCAUCUGGGUGCACAGCUGCCACAUCGGAGAUGCGCUCAGCGAGGAGGCCAACAAACGGUUUGAGCAGUACCCAGGUCAGCUCAACAACCAGAUUUCAUAGGGCCCCGGGCCUGGGGAGACAGGCAUCUCCCUCCCUCACCCCUUAUGGGUGGGAGGAAGCUGCUGGGAGACCGGCAGGGAGGCCUGAUGCCCAGUGCUGCUGCCACUGUGUCCUGCCGGGGACUGCCCAGGACUCACCACCGGCUGCCCUUCCCCACCUCGGGGGGGGCUGGUGCUGGAGGCACCUGCACCUCCCAGCCUGGGGCUGCCACCCCAACCACUGGCCAGAAGAUGGUGGCCACAUCCCCUGGGCUGUGGCAAACGGGUAUGGUCCGGGAGGUCCUGCACCCCCCACCGCUCCAUCUCUCCCACCCCACUCCCCCCUUCAGCCCUGGUUCCCUCACCCCACAGCUCACCCACCACCACACAGGGCCCCAGGAGCCCCUGGUCCCCCAGGGAUGGUGCAGGUGUCUCUGCCCACAGUGCUGCCCAGGGGUGGCUCCUACCCCAUCUCUCAGUUGUAAUUUUAUUUCCUCUAUAAAGUUGUAAGUUGUA